UCUCACACACACACUAAAAACACACACACUUUUGCUUUAUUUUUCUGCAGGCGAGGGGUUAAUUGAUGUCCACACCCUCUUCUUUCACUUAUCCUCUGAUCAACCUCACCUCACCCACCAUUGUUUCUUUCAACUUGUUAUUUUGUUCUUAAUCUAUCGGUGUAUUCAUACAUCUACGAUUACUGACACUGACCUGCUUCUGCUACUCUAUUCCUGGUGUAAUUUUACAAGAAUCUGGUGGAGUUAAUCGAGAAAAGAUCAGAGAAAAUAUGGAGUUCGAUGAACACGAGGAGCAAGAAGAGGAGGUUGGGAUUCAGCUGCCGCCGGGAAAUUAUGAUGCGAUUGGGAAUUCCGGGAGGGGGAGGGAAGUGAGGAAGAGCGGUGGCGGUGGUGGGUAUAGGUAUAGGGAGUGUUUGAAGAAUCAUGCUGUAGGCAUUGGUGGUCAUGCGGUGGAUGGAUGUGGUGAGUUUAUGGCGGCCGGAGAUGAAGGUACCUUGGAUGCGCUUAAAUGCGCCGCCUGUAAUUGUCACCGGAACUUCCAUCGUAAGGAGCUUGAAGGCCAACAACGACAUCAGCAGCAGCAACAACAGCAUCAAUAUUUGACAGCAACGCCGUACUACCACCACCACCACCAACGACCGACCGGAUACUUGCACAUGACGCCGGCUCCGUCGUCUCACCACCAACGUCCGCUAGCUCUGCCUUCUACAUCCCGAGAAGAUCUGGAAGAGAUCUCAAACCCUAGCUCAAGUGGAGGCGGUGGCGGAGGCGGUGUCGGUGGUGGAAGCGGUUCCAGAAAACGAUUCCGCACGAAAUUCACACAGGAUCAGAAGGACCGGAUGCUGGCGUUCUCGGAGACGUUAGGGUGGCGGAUCCAGAAACAAGAUGAGGCCGCCGUACAACAAUUCUGCGCGGAGACCGGCGUCAAACGCCAUGUUCUCAAGGUCUGGAUGCACAAUAACAAGCACACCAUCGAUAUCAUGAAUCGCUCAAAAUCAAAAGAAAUUUAAUGCUCUGAGAGAGAGAAAAGAGAUGUGAUGACGAUGAUACCAGUAGAAGAAUCAGGAAGACGUGUUAGACAUGCAGAGCUACCUUCUGUCACCUUCUCCUUGAUUUCGUUAGCCUCCAUUUUUAGCUUUUCUUUUAA
Messenger RNA from Cynara cardunculus var. scolymus (artichoke), 1147 nucleotides. Its product is annotated as zinc-finger homeodomain protein 2-like. The transcript is spliced from 2 exons. Gene Ontology annotation, molecular function: DNA-binding transcription factor activity; transcription cis-regulatory region binding. Bases 270 to 1010 code for a protein of 246 amino acids. The record is from RefSeq and is a predicted model, not a curated record. Lineage: Eukaryota; Viridiplantae; Streptophyta; Magnoliopsida; Asterales; Asteraceae. Gene Ontology annotation, cellular component: nucleus. Gene Ontology annotation, biological process: regulation of developmental process; regulation of DNA-templated transcription.